AAGUCGCAAACGCACAUAGACGACGACGAUGGUAGGGGUUGCGGUGCGAAGGUCACCGUCAGUGGUGGUGAGGCCGUCGGAGCUGACGGCCGCAACGAGCGGCGGCGCCAUAAUAAAGCUCACGCCUUUCGACAGGCUUAGUGCCAAGCUGCCAGUCACGGCGCUCCUCGCGUUCGAGCAUCCGAUCCGCGAGGCCGCCGAGACCAUUAAGAGAGCACUCUCGCGAGCGUUGGUCCCCUACUACCCUAUCUCCGGUCGUAUUGUUGCAGGGUCUGGCGGCGGCGGUGACGACGAGGAGGAGGUCCACAUCCGGUGCAGCGGCGAGGGCGUGGCAUUCGUCGCCGCCUCUGCGAACUGUGCCUUGAAGGACGCCGAAUUCUUCGCCCGAUCGCCUGACACAAGGACGCCGCCGCCGCUGCUGGACGAGCUCGCCGUAGACUACCCGGCCGAGUGCUGCGCGCCCGCCGACCCGCUGCUGCUCAUGCAGGUGACGGAGUUCUCCUGUGGCGGGUUCGUCGUGGCCGUGACCUGGAACCAUGGCGUCGCCGACGGCAUUGGGAUGGCCCAGUUCUUUGAGGCCGUCGGCGAACUCGCGCGCGGGUCGCCGUCGCCGUCCCUUGCUCCAGUCAGAUGGGACGAUUCGCUCAGCCUCCCUCCGCCCAACGUCCAACUAGUCAGCCCCGAGCCGAUGGGCCUCGUCUACCUCGACAUCACCGUCACCUCGAGCUCGAUCGACCGCAUCAGAGCUGAGUUCCACGAGCGCUCCAACAAUGGCCGCCGUCGGACGUGCACCGUGUUCGAGGCGGUCGCCGCCGUGCUAUGGCAGUGCCGCACUCGCGCGAUCGCCUCCCGUCCGGAUUCCCUGGCCCUGCUCUCCUUCGCAGCUAACGUGCGUAGCCAUGUUAACGCCAAGGACGGCUACUACGGCAACUGCCUCGCCACGCAGACAGUCACGGCGACGGCCGGCACGGUGGCGAACGCGGACGUCACGGACCUGGUCGACACGAUCAAGCGUGCCAAGGAUGGGGUGCAAGACAAGCUGUUCGCCAAAAACGACGACGACCUGCUGCAAGCCAUGGAUAAGAGCCAGCUCGACAAGCUCCGGUACAGCGCGCUCUUCCUGACCUCGUGGCGGAACCUUGGCUUCGAGAAGGUGGACUUCGGCGGCGGGACGCUGGAGAGGGUGAUGUGCCGCUUGCCGGGGCCGUGGAUUAGGACCUGGCCGACUUGCGUGGUGUGCCUGCCGUGCAAAGAGAAGGACGCGCCAAAUAUUGUGCUGUCAGCGUGUGUCAAGGAGGAGCACGUAGAUGCCUUCCUAGCCGAGCUAGCAAGGUUUACGUGAUUUCGUACGGUAAAUGCUACGGCUCGGACGUUGGAUACGAUCACACAUGUUGCAAUAUAUAAGUACCGAUGUUAUAAUUAUUGUCUCUUUAUGUUCCACAAUGAAAGUUAAAUAAAACAGGAUGUUAAUGUUGC
Messenger RNA from Panicum virgatum (switchgrass), 1476 nucleotides. RefSeq names its product acyl transferase 15-like. The record is from RefSeq and is a predicted model, not a curated record. Bases 29 to 1342 code for a protein of 437 amino acids. The transcript has a single exon. NCBI's taxonomy places the organism in Eukaryota, Viridiplantae, Streptophyta, Magnoliopsida, Poales, Poaceae.